AUGGCUGAUGAAAAGCCCAAGGAAAGAAUCAAGAUGGAGAACAAUGAUUGUAUUAAUUUGAAGGUGGCAGGGCAGGAUGGCUCCGUGGUGCAGUUUAAUAUUAAGAGGCAUGCACCAUUUAGUAAACUAAUGAAAGCCUACUGUGGACAGGGUUUGUCAGUGAGGCAGAUCAGGUCCCAAUUUGAUGGGCAGCCAAUCAAUGAAACAGACACACCUGCACAGCUGGAAGUAGAGGAUGAAGAUGCAAUUGAUGUGUUCCAACAGCAGACAGGAGGUCUUCCUGAAAAUUCUAUUUGA
Molecule: messenger RNA, 297 nt
Organism: Lipotes vexillifer (Yangtze River dolphin)
Lineage: Eukaryota; Metazoa; Chordata; Mammalia; Artiodactyla; Lipotidae
Product: small ubiquitin-related modifier 2-like
Exons: 2
Coding region: 1-297 (98 amino acids)
Molecular function (GO): protein binding
Source: RefSeq, a predicted model, not a curated record